This is a messenger RNA of Myotis davidii, 480 nucleotides long. RefSeq names its product keratin-associated protein 4-12-like. The transcript has a single exon. Lineage: Eukaryota; Metazoa; Chordata; Mammalia; Chiroptera; Vespertilionidae. The annotation marks the transcript as partial. The record is from RefSeq and is a predicted model, not a curated record.
AUGGCUGAGUGUGCCAUGGCUGAGUGUGCUAUGGUUGAGUGUGCUGUGCCUGAAUGUGCCCUGGCUGAGUGUGUUAUGACUGAGUGUGUUCUGGCUGAGUGUGCCGUGGCUGAGUGUGCCAUGGCUGAGUGUGCCGUGACUGAGUGUGCCGUGGUUGAGUGUGCCGUGGUUGAGUGUGCCGUGACGGAGUGUGCCGUGGCUGAGUGUGCCGUGGCUGAGUGUGCCCUGGCUGAGUGUGCCAUGGGUGAGUGUGCCGUGACUGAGUGUGCCGUGGUUGAGUGUGCCGUGGUUGAGUGUGCCGUGACGGAGUGUGCCGUGGCUGAGUGUGCCAUGGCUGAGUGUGCCGUGACUGAGUGUGCCCUGGCUGAGUGUGCUAUGGCUGAGUGUGCCCUGGCUGAGUGUGCUAUGGCUGAGUGUGCCGUGACUGAGGAUGCCGUGCCUGAGUGUGCUGUCCCUGAGUGUGCUGUGGUGAUCUUUCAG